Molecule: messenger RNA, 8124 nt
Organism: Orcinus orca (killer whale)
Lineage: Eukaryota; Metazoa; Chordata; Mammalia; Artiodactyla; Delphinidae
Gene: NEURL1
Product: neuralized E3 ubiquitin protein ligase 1
Exons: 7
Coding region: 1032-2531 (499 amino acids)
Biological process (GO): nervous system development; negative regulation of Notch signaling pathway
Cellular component (GO): plasma membrane; postsynaptic density
Molecular function (GO): ubiquitin protein ligase activity
Source: RefSeq, a predicted model, not a curated record
CAUAACAACCGGAGCGAGGGAAUCCUGGCGACUGCUGGGGGCGGGGGCGGCGGUUGCGCGAGGGACUCCGCGGGGGCUGGAGCGUGGCGGCCCUGGGAGACCCACCACCGCGGCAGCGCCCAGCACACCCCGCGCUCCUCGGAGCCCCGCUCCAUGCCGAGCCGCCGGCGGGAGGGCGCCACUCACGUUGCAGCCUCGGCCGUCCCCGCGGGCGGGGACCCAGCCGGCGCCGAGCCGCCGAGACUCCGGGCAGGCCGAGCCGCUGAGCGCCCGCUCCGGGAGCCCUGACUCUAUGGCCCCGGGGGAGCGCGCCGGAGCCACCGCGCCGCCCGCUACCAGCCAGAACCGGAGCGCCAGCGGGAGGAAGAGGGGAGCCCCGGGCGCCGCCAGCCCCGGCCCAGGGGCGCGCCCGCCGCGGAAAAUGGCAGGCAGGUAGAGGGCCCCCGCGGCGGGCAGGCCCCGCCGAGGACCGAGGAGCCCGGAGACUGGGAGGAGAAGAGCGGCCUGCCCGCCCCCUGCCGCAGCCCCACCAGGGCCCUCCCCCGGCGGCGCGCGCGCCGGCGCGCGCACACACUUGCACACCGUACCUCCUCUGCUGCUCAGCCUCGCCUGCCCCCCGCGAGCACCGAACCCCCUGGGGCCGGAUGCCAUGGGUAACAACUUCUCCAGUAUCCCCUCUCUGCCCCGAGGAAACCCGAGCCGGGCGCCACGGGGCCACCCCCAAAACAUCAAAGGUUGCUCCCAGUAUGGGAAGGGGACCCUCGGCAUCACUGCAGGGCCCAGGCUGCACAAACGCAAGGGUAUGCCUUGGAGGUGGAAGGCCUAGUCUGCCCCGGGGCGUCGGGAUGACCUCAGAGAAAGGAGCCCUCCCAGCUGAGACAUGAAGGCAGGACUCCAUCGGGGGCCCCUUCCCUGUCACCUCUCACCGAUGCCACCACAAGCAGAAGUACUGCCCACCGGUGCUGCCCGGUGGGGGGCUCCCGGCCACGCCACUGCUCUUCCACCCACAUACCAAGGGCUCCCAGAUCCUCAUGGACCUCAGCCACAAGGCCGUCAAGAGGCAGGCCAGCUUCUGCAAUGCCAUCACCUUCAGUAACCGCCCGGUCCUCAUCUAUGAGCAAGUCAGGCUGAAGAUCACCAAGAAGCAGUGCUGCUGGAGCGGGGCGCUGCGGCUAGGCUUCACGAGCAAGGACCCAUCCCGUAUCCACCCUGACUCACUGCCCAAGUACGCCUGCCCCGACCUGGUGUCCCAGAGCGGCUUCUGGGCCAAGGCGCUGCCCGAGGAGUUUGCCAACGAGGGCAACAUCAUCGCCUUCUGGGUGGACAAGAAGGGCCGUGUUUUCUACCGCAUCAACGACUCGGCUGCCAUGCUCUUCUUCAAUGGGGUCCGUACAGCCGACCCGCUCUGGGCCCUGGUGGACGUCUACGGCCUCACGCGGGGCGUCCAGCUACUUGACAGCGAGCUGGUGCUACCGGACUGCGUGCGGCCGCGCUCUUUCACCGCCCUGCGGCGGCCGUCGCUGCGACAUGAGGCCGAGGAAGCGCGCCUCUCCGUGAGCCUGUGCGACCUCAACGUGCCGGGCGCCGACGGCGACGAGACCACGCCGGCCGCUGGCUGCCCCAUCCCGCAGAACUCGCUCAACUCCCAGCACAGCCACGCUCUGCCAGCGCAGCUCGACGGCGACCUGCGCUUCCACGCGCUGCGCGCCGGCGCACACGUCCGCAUCCUGGACGAGCAGACGGUGGCGCGCCUGGAGCAUGGGCGCGACGAGCGCGCGCUCGUCUUCACCAGCCGGCCCGUGCGCGUGGCCGAGACCAUCUUCGUCAAGAUCACGCGUUCGGGCGGCGCACGGCCUGGCGCGCUCUCCUUCGGCGUCACCACGUGCGACCCCGGCACGCUGCGGCCAGCCGACCUGCCUUUCAGCCCCGAGGCACUGGUGGACCGUAAGGAGUUCUGGGCCGUGUGCCGCGUGCCCGGGCCCCUGCACAGCGGCGACAUCCUGGGCCUGGUGGUCAACCCCGACGGUGAGCUGCACCUCAGCCACAAUGGCUCCGCGGCGGGCAUGCAGCUGUGCGUGGACGCCUCGCAGCCCCUUUGGAUGCUCUUCGGCCUGCACGGGGCCAUCACGCAGAUCCGCAUCCUCGGCUCCACCAUCCUGGCAGAGCGGGGCAUCCCGUCACUCUCCUGCUCCCCUGCCUCCACACCAACCUCGCCCAGCGCCCUGGGCAUCCGCCUCUCUGACCCCUUGCUCAGCACAUGCAGCUCUGGACCUCUGGGGAACUCUGCUGGCGGGACGGCCCCCAACUCACCUGUGAGCCUGCCAGAGUCGCCAGUGACUCCAGGCGGGGGCCCGUGGAGCGAUGAGUGCACCAUUUGCUAUGAGCACGUGGUGGACACGGUCAUCUACACAUGCGGCCACAUGUGCCUCUGCUAUGCCUGUGGCCUGCGCCUCAAGAAGGCUCUACACGCCUGCUGCCCCAUCUGCCGCCGCCCCAUCAAGGACAUCAUCAAGACCUACCGCAGCUCCUAGCCCGUCGUGGUGCCCUACCCCUCACGCCCACCUCCGCAGACCCCGGCCCAGCUCUACCUGAGGGGCAAGUCAACAGGGCCCCUUCUCUUCUUCCUCAUUUUGGAAAUUCUUUUCCCUUCUCAUUAAACAUGGGAAACAGCCCCUAAAGGUUUGGGGGAGGAAGGGGUAUCAGGCAGGGAGGUGGGGGCAGAAGCAAACCGCCUGCUCUUCCCUGCACGCCGAGGGGCUAAACUGGGGUCUCAGCUUCUCCUGAUCCUUCCCCAUCCGGGGUAGAUUCCCAGGAGGUCCUUCUAGCCUGUGUGGCACCUUUGUGAGAAUUAGAAAGUGUGUCCCUUCCUCUGGGCAGAUGUGGCCCUGAGCCCAGACAUGUGGCUUGGCUAGUGGAGUGUGGACUUGGACUUCAGCCUCUGUUUUCUCCCUCAGCCAACUGCCCUUGAGCAGUGCACAACCUGUGCAACAGCAGCCCUAGGCCGGCAGCUCCUGAGCUGCUGCCUUACUCUCUGACCUACACCUACCUUCUCCUUCCUUUCUUCCUUGCCCCUUGGGCCUGGAAGCCAGGGGUAAGAAGGCCAGUGGAUACCUCUCAUCCUGGGCAGGCUGCAGCCUCCAUGCCAUGUCCGUCUCCCCCUCCCCCUGGGUGGGUGGACAGACAGGCUACAGAAGCCUCCAGGCUCUGGGUCCCUAGCCCCCUGGCCUGGUUGAGAUGUGGAGGGCCCCUUUCUGGUCAGAGCCUGUCUUGGUGUGGGCUGGAGAGUCUGUCUUCUGUCAGGGGUCUCUGAAGAACAGGUUUGCAGCUACCCUCUGUGACCUCUCCUCCCCCAUUUCAGUGCUAUUCUGGGCCGGGCUGGUACUCAUAGAGGCUGUAGCAUCCCCAGGAGAGGGCAGGGCCCUGGGUUGGGAGUAGGGGGCUCCCUGGAGUAAGAACAGGCUUUUUCCGUAUUUUAACUUAUUUAUUUAUUGGGUUUGUAGGGGUUAUUUGGCAGGGGGGCGGGACUGAAUUCCCAUCCCCCAGACCCCUAGAAAUGCUGUCCUGGUGGGCGGGGUGCCUGGUUAGAGGGGUCAGCAGAGGUAGUCAUCACUCAAAAUCUUCCCCAGACUGCAGCCCAGAAGUCCCUAGCCAGCUCUGCUUACCAUGAAGUAGAACUCCAAAGGGGCUGAAGUGGGAGGCCUUCUGACAAAUUGUAUCCCUUUUACAGAGAGGGCAGCAGAGCCUCUGCAGUGCCCUGGGACUAGGGGAUCACCCCAGAGCCACAAAAUGCCCUUCUUCUUGGGCUGGAGCAGGGUCAUCAUAAUUGGCUCAUUAUACAUCACGAGGCCCAGGAGUUCCCUCCUCCAUAAGGACAUAAAAAGUUCUGGGCAAGCUGAGGGAGGGAAGGCCAGCUGGCCUCAUCAUUGUAGGGGUAGGGAGCCUGUUCUUAGGCUCUCUGGUGCCAGGAAAGAGGAGAACCUCUAGGUUCUUAGUCCUGAUGCUGGGGUGAGGGAGUCCCCCCCGCAGCUGCUCUUAGGUUAUAGUCAUCUCAGCCCUGCACGCCCUGUCCUGAUAGGCCAUGGCUGGGGCCAGCUCUCAGAGUCCUGGCCUAGUUGCCCCCGAGCCUCCCAGCCCUCGGCCCCCUCAGGUAGUUUUUUACGCCUGUCGGAGACUGCUUUGCCGUAUGGCUGGCAGAGCGCGGGAUUCUGGACCUGGCCACUGACCAGUUGUGUGGCCCCGACCAGGUCACAGCCUCUCUGAGCCUCAGCUGGCACCUCGAUAAAGUGAUGGUUGGGGUCGGGAGGGACUUUCCUUGUGACUCUCGGGGGUUCUCUGGUGGGGGCUGCUAUGGGGUGGGGUGGUGGGACACCACAGGGAGGGGGUCAGGAUGCCAGGCGGGCCCUGUCUGCACCUGCCUGGCCGGGAAGCCACAGUCCUACCAUGGGUCUCCCCUCCCCACUGACCCUGUAGACCCCUUCUGUGGGAGGGGGGGCGAGGUGGGGCUGGUGUGGCCCCACCCAGUCAGGGGGUCCCCUCUCAGACAAGGAGAGUUCUUACAUGCAGGGGCUGUACAGCCUGCGCGCCAGGGAGAGGAAGCCACCGUCCUGUUGUUUCUGCUAGCCUGGGGGUAGCUGCUGCCUCCUCUGUGAACCUGGGUCACCGUGACUGAUUGUGAAUAAAGGUGAUUUCGUACCAGCCUGAGGGCUGUGCCGUGCAGUCUGGAGGGCUGGGGAUGGAGGGCAGGCGGGCAGGUGGGUGUGCAGGAGGGGAGUCAACGAUCGGGAAAGACUCCCUGGAGAGAGCAGGGGAGGGGGAGGCGGCUGGAGCGUGACCUGGGGCUUGGAUAGCAGGGGCUAUCCAAGCAGAAUGCCAGGCGAGCCCCACUGUAAGCUGAAAGGGAGACGCUACUGCCCCUCGGUGGCCUCAGGUCCCUGGGUCCGUGGCACUCCCGAGGCUGAGCCGGGUCUAAAUCUGGAGUGCAACCUUUGUGGAGGGGCAGCGCCACCUAGGGGCUAAAGGGCGGCAGGCACUGUGCUGAGCUCCCCAGAACAGGGCCUGCCCGGCUCUCACCCGAAGCCCAGACCUGGAAGCUCCGCUGCUGCUCCCACUGGUCGGUGAGGAGGCCUAUGCCAAAUGAGUGGCACAGCUGGGCUGAAAAGGGAGGCCUCGGUCAGGGACCCUCGGAAAAACUUUCUAGAUGGGCUGAGUACCUCUGGGUGGCAGUAGAAGCUGGAGCGCUGGACGGGGUCUGGGCACAAUGUGGGAGUUGAACUCAUUUGGCAGGCUGGGCCUCAGAGGGACAUGGGAUGCUUGCCUUCCUCUCUCCUGGGAGGAUGCUCUAGCUGCCCAGCCUCUGCUUGGCCUUGAACAGCCAUGGGCUACUCCCCACACCAGGACUGCCCAGCCCUGCUUACUGGAGUCCAGCAAAAGUAGGGGAGGGUCAGGGGCUCUAAGCUGAGGGGCCAUGUAGGCCCACUGAAUGUGGCUCUUCGGCCCCAAGAUCUGUAUCCCUCUCUAAAAGCCUUGGCCACUGCCCAGAAAGCCUCCCAAAGGUGGGGGAGGGGUGGAGGGGCUUGAGCACGCUUCUCACCGGCAACAGUGGGAACUUACCUGUCCCCCCACCCCUCCAGUGUCCUCAGAGGGCCUGGACCCUGCAGGUCAUGUUUCAUUUGGGGUGAUGUGGCUUUUGCCACUCAGCUGGAUAUGUUUCCUUGUGGCAGGGAGAAUCAGGAGGUGAUUCUGUUCAGUUAAAAAGGCAAAAACUUUAUUUAGUUUUCAGGGAAAUACAAGAUGCAUGUAAACAUAAACAAAAUACAAAACAACCCAAAUCUUACAGUCUAGAAGCAUGCCAAGACAGAGUAUUUUCUGCAGACCAAAGAAUCCCAUCAAAAUGAUAAAAGACACCUGGAAAGCGGCAGGUCAAGGGGCUGGGUCCCUUCCCCGAGGACGCUGCAUUUUUGUGAUGAGAACAAUUCAAAAAAAAAAACAAAACCCACUAUUAAAAAUAUUAGAAACAUGGAGAGAGUUUAGCACCACCAUUGAGCCUGGAAAUUUUUUAGCACUCAGAUUGACAGCACUGGAGUCACUGCCCUUAAAUUUCUCUGCUGAGGGGGAAGAGGGAACAACCUCCUUCAGACCCCACAGACCCCACUAGGAGCUGGGAGGGGUUGAGUGGACACCGUGAGGAGUGCCCCAGAGGCAUCCAGCAGUUCACAUGCAACCAUGCAGUGCACAAACCCACGCUUCACGAACCUGCCACUAACACCUGCCUUGUUCAGAAGUCCCCUUCAUGCAGACCUCCCUGAAACCCUUUUGCCAUCCUGUGUCCUGGAUUUAAAGAAAACCUGUUGCAGAGAACAAGCUGUAGAUUCAAGAACCGUGGCUCUGUUUACCCUUCUUUCUCUGAAAUGCUAAAGAGCAGUAUGCCUUGGUCACAGGCCACUAAACAUGAUGAGUGCACUGCACUCCAUCUUCUGAGUCACACCACUGAGGCAGGCUCAGCAAACUGAACCACCACAGGCGUCAUUAGAGAUACUUAAGAAGAACUGGUGUCAACAGAAGAGCAAACGAAGUUGUCUUCUUCCCAGAUAUGCUUGAUGGUGUCUGGACCCCAAGGUUCCAGUUUGGGGGUGGUGGGUCCCAACUACAUGACCCAUUAUGGUCACUGGUCUCUGAUUCAAGCAAUUUGAGAGGCUAGCUCUGGAUUGGACAAAGGGAGGCGGGGAAACCCAGCCUGGAAACGGAGAGAUGGAUGAAUGUUCGGAGCCAGGGCCUCAAACUCGAAGACUGGUUUGUUGCUGGCAACUUCCCGCUUUCCACUAAGUAAAUCAAUGACCAUUAAGAACCCGCUGGGGACCCAGCUUGUGGCCCAGCAAGUAGCUGUUUCCUGAGGCCAGCUUCUUCUAACAGCCAAAUCUUGGGGCUGUCCCAACCUGUUCUGGCUGGACCCUUGGGCGUUGAGUCACUAAACUCCCUCCCUACCUGCUGUCUUCUUCCUGAAACACUCAGAACAGACUUCCUCCUCCUUUCUAAUAAAGACAAAACUCCAGACUCCAAACCCUCUCUCAACCUUCUCAUACUCUUCCCUUUCUGCCUAGCAGACCUCCUCUUCUGGAAGCCUCCUUCUUGGGGAAGGGGCGGUAAACCCCAGCCACCCCAAACACGCGCACACUCAUCUUGCCGACGUGCCUCUCACUCACCUCCAACGUGCUCGAUCCAUACUUUUGCUUUAAAACGACAAUUCUUCCUUCCUCUCUUGCCUCCUGAGGUCCAGCCCAUUAGCUAGGAUGGAAAUGGGAACAAAGGAGGGACCUUCAUCGUAGGGACCCAUUCUCUAAGGCCACUAAGUUCUGGAAUGGGAGAGGGGGCUGAUUGUCAAGGUCAAGUGCAAACUCAAGGUUAAAAAGAUAGGCUCCGGGAAGGGGGAUGGCAUGGUAAAACCAACAUUAUAGGCAGCUUGGGACCAAGGCCCAGGAAGACAGAGUCCUCUACCCAGUCUAUAAGCACCAGUGUGCCCAACUUCUGGCCUGAGGACCCAGGUGCACAGGACAAAACAGGAGGGAUGCUAUUAUCAGUGGGGCUCUUCUUCCUGAAGUGCAGCUAUAGGUCACUGACCCUGUUGUGUCACUGGCUCUGAUCACAGAGCUUGAGAACCAGGGGCUGCCCCAACCAGAGAUCAUGAUUUAGACAAAAAGCUCAGUAAUGUCAAGGGGGAGCCCUCCACAUGAUUCCCAUGAAGCGUUCAGUCAGGCCUGCAGUCUAGACCCGGGGUGCUGACGUACCCGCACGGGUAGGUCCACUGAGCUCACGGUGACCAAUUUCUCGCCCCGACCAGCCUGAUCCACCCUCAGCAAUAUAAGAACUGAGGGCCAGCUGCUCUCCUGACAUGGGGAUUCCCACAGUGGCGAUAUGCAUGGCAAAGGCUGGGAGUCAGCCUACUAGAGACACUGCGGGUGGCAGCCCCAUCUGACCGCCUCGGCACUUCCACACCCAGUGGCGGCACCUUUCCACAUCUUCAUUUUGGAGCCCGGGACGAUGGCCUAGGCUGCUUCUGCUAGAUCUGUUAAUGCCAGUGUGAAGUUUCCAACUAAAUACUUAAUAAAAUAAUUACCAAAAAAAAAAAAA